CGGCGCUCCUGACCACCUCCGCAGUCCAGCCACCGGCCUUUGGUUACCUGGCCUUUUAUAAUGCGCGUCUAAAGUAUAUUCAGACCCAGAAGCUCAAUUCUGGAACGCUCUAUGAUCAGGCAGUGCGUUGGGCACCUAAAUAAAGCACUCCCUCCUCAGGGGCCCCUCCCUUCGUGCUGCGUCGCAUAAGCGCCGGCCAAUCUUGAAAGCCCCCAAGAGGCGGACCCUCUGAGAGCUGGGUGCUGAACGGUAGAGGCCUGAGUGCCAGCCCCUCUGCCAGGAGCAGAGCCUGGGCUCCGCCGCUCCUCUCUGCCCCAGAGGGGAUGCAGCUCCAGGAAGGUGAAUUAUACUUUAAUGUAUUACAGGUUGUAUAUUACGGAUGGAAACUGUUAAAGUUUAUAAUGUCAAAAACUUUUCUUAGACCAAAGGUAACUUCCAUGAAGGUGACAGACUGGGUAGAUCCAUCAUUUGAUGAUUUUUCAGAAACUACAGCCUUCUCUGCUGUUCCUGCCACAUCUUUAGGGGUGAAUAACUCAAGUCACAGAAGGAAAAAUGUGCCUUCCACAUUAGAAAGCAGCAGAGCCCCAACUAAAAAAAGAGGAAAUCUGUCUUCCUUAGAACAGAUAUGUGGUCCAGAAAAUUUCAAAGAAUAUUUGUCUGAAAAUGAACCAUGGGUAGAUAAAUAUAAACCAGAAACUCAGAAUGAACUUGCUGUACAUAAAAAGAAAAUUGAAGAAGUUGAAAAUUGGUUAAAAGCUGAAGUCUUAGAAAGGCAACCAGAACAGGGUGGAUCUAUUUUAUUAAUAACAGGUCCUCCUGGAUGUGGAAAAACUGCUACUAUAAAAAUACUGUCAAAGGAAUAUGGCAUACAAGUGCAAGAGUGGAUUAAUCCUGUUUUACCAGACUUCCAAAAAGACGAUUUCAAGGAAAUAUUUAAUUUUGAGUCAAGUUUCCAUACAUUUCCAUAUCAGUCUCAGAUAGUAGUGUUUAAAGAAUUUCUACUAAGAGCAACAAAGUAUAACAAACUACAGAUGCUUGGAGAUGAUCUAAGAACUGAUAAGAAGAUAAUUCUGGUUGAAGAUUUUCCGAACCAGUUUUACCGAGAUUCUCAUGCAUUACAUGAAGUUCUAAGGGUGUAUGUGCAGAUUGGCCGAUGUCCUCUUAUAUUUAUAAUCUCUGACAGUGUCAAUGGAGAUAAUAAUCAUAGGUUACUAUUUCCCAAAGAAAUUCAAGAAGAGUGUUCUAUCUUAAACAUUAGUUUCAAUCCUGUGGCACCAACAAUUAUGAUGAAAUUUCUAAAUCGAAUUGUAACUAUGGAAGCUAAUAAGAAUGGAGGAAAAAUUAUUGUACCUGAUAAAACUUCUCUGGAGUUGCUCUGUCAAGGAUGUUCUGGUGAUAUCAGAAGUGCAAUAAACAGUCUCCAAUUUUCUUCUUCAAAAGGAGAGAGCAGCUUAUGGCCAAGGAAGAAAGGAGUGUCCUUAAAAUCAGAUGCUGCACUGUCAAAAUCAAAGCGGAGGAAAAAACCUGAUAAGGUUUUUGAAAAUCAAAAGGUCCAAGCUGUUGGUGGCAAAGAUGUUUCUCUCUUUCUCUUCAGAGCUUUGGGGAAAAUUCUGUAUUGUAAAAGAGCACCUUUAACAGAAUUAGAUUCUCCUCGGUUGCCUUCCCAUUUGUCAGAGUAUGAACGAGAUACACUACUUGUUCAGCCUGAGGAAGUAGUGGAAAUGUCACACAUGCCAGGAGAGUUAUUUAAUUUAUAUCUUCACCAAAACUACAUAGAUUUCUUCGUGGAAGUAGAUGAUCUUGUGAGAGCCAGUGAAUUUCUCAGUUUUGCAGAUAUCCUUAGUGGUGACUGGAAUACACGCUCUUCACUCAGGGAAUAUAGCACAUCUGUCGCGACUCGAGGUGUGAUCCAUUCCAACAGAGCCCGGGGGUUUGCUCACUGCCAAGCAGGGGGAUCAAGCUUUCGACCAUUGCACAAACCCCAGUGGUUUCUAAUCCAUAAGAAGUAUCGGGAAAACUGCCUGGCAGCAAAAGCACUUUUUUCUGACUUCUGCCUACCAGCUUUGUGCCUCCAGACUCAGUUGUUACCAUAUCUUGCACUCCUGACCAUCCCAAUGAGAAAUCAAGCUCAGAUUUCUUUUAUCCACGAUAUUGGAAAACUUCCUCUGAAACAACAUUUUGAAAGGUGGAAGAUGGAGGCCCUGGCCGACAGGGAGCACGCACUGAUGGACCCGGACAGCGGAGAUGAGGCCUUGCUGGGCAGUGCGGCACCCCCUGCCCGGGAUGGGGAUGGGGAUGUGCCGCGGGAGCCGCACCCAGCCGCCCCGCUGGAAACGUGGUCUCUGCCCUUGAGUCAGAGCAGUGGAAGCGAGCUGCCGGCCAGCCAGCCCCAGCCCUUCUCCUCGCACCUGGACACGGAGGACGACGACUGCGUGACCAUAGAAGAGUAUGACAGUGAGGGGACAUAGGGGCCCGCCUGUCCCGCUGUGUGCCGCCGGAUUCGUUGGCACUUUCUUCGGUGGGAUCGGAACCAUUUGUGUUUCUUCGAUGAACUGCAAGCUGUUGUUCUUCCUCUUGAAUUUCAUCACGAGCACCUGGCUCCUCUGCAGUCCUGGAGUGCGAGGGAGCUCAGGCCUCCAGGCGCUCUCAGUUCUCUAGUAUUUAUUUAGUCCUGUGACUGGGUUAGGGAGAGGUGUUAAGCGUUUAUGCCAAACAUCAGAAAAUGUGAAGGAAGACCCUAGAACACAAAAGCAGUGUGGAGUGUUGUAAAUGGACCACAGUGUAGGAUGCAAAUGAGUAUACAUAAGUGUUGUGCCUUAUUUACAAUUUGUCUCCAUCUUCUCAGAUACCAUUUUUAUAUGAUGUACAGUGCAGUGUUUUAGAUGCUUUGGAAAGUAUGUAAUAAUUUAUAUCAAGAUUAAAA
Messenger RNA from Fukomys damarensis (Damara mole-rat), 2923 nucleotides. It is a transcript of the gene Rad17, whose product is annotated as RAD17 checkpoint clamp loader component. Lineage: Eukaryota; Metazoa; Chordata; Mammalia; Rodentia; Bathyergidae. The transcript has 17 exons. Gene Ontology annotation, cellular component: nucleus; Rad17 RFC-like complex. Gene Ontology annotation, biological process: mitotic DNA replication checkpoint signaling; DNA damage checkpoint signaling; DNA repair. Bases 324 to 2468 code for a protein of 714 amino acids. Gene Ontology annotation, molecular function: chromatin binding; DNA clamp loader activity. The record is from RefSeq and is a predicted model, not a curated record.